Trifolium pratense (red clover) is the source of this 1310-nucleotide messenger RNA. Its product is annotated as GDSL esterase/lipase At5g03610-like. The record is from RefSeq and is a predicted model, not a curated record. The transcript has 5 exons. Bases 19 to 1086 code for a protein of 355 amino acids. Gene Ontology annotation, molecular function: hydrolase activity, acting on ester bonds. NCBI's taxonomy places the organism in Eukaryota, Viridiplantae, Streptophyta, Magnoliopsida, Fabales, Fabaceae.
AUCUGCCACCAAUCAUCAAUGAUGAAACAAACUUUAAUAAUAAUCACUCUUUCCCCUUUUCUUAUUCUUCUCUUCAUUAUAAUAACAGGAGUGGAAGGGGCAAAAAGGUCAUUUGGGUCAUACAACAACAAAAACUCUGUAAAAUUGUUUGUUUUUGGAGAUUCCUACGUUGACACAGGAAAUUUCUUGAACUCGGGAUCAUAUAAUCCUCCUUAUGGAAUCAGUUUUCCCGGUAAACCAACCGGAAGAUUUUGUGACGGUCGUGUCCUCACUGAUUACGUUGCUUCUUUUUUGAAAAUAAAGUCACCUACCCCAUAUGCGUUGAGAAAUUCGUCAGAACUACAAUAUGGUAUGAACUUUGCACAUGGAGGGACAGGUAUUUUUAAUACAUUGGUUGAUGGACCAAACAUGAGUGUACAAAUUGACUCAUUUGAGAAGUUAAUUGAGCAAAGAGUGUAUACCAAACACGACUUUGAAUCCUCAAUUGGUCUUGUGAAUGCUGGUGGGAAUGACUAUGCUACAUUUGUACUCAAGAACGGGAGCUUGCAAAAUAUAUCAGUCUUGACAGAAUCCCUUAUAGAGCAAAUGUCAUUGAAUCUUAAACGCAUUCACAAUUUGGGAAUAAACAAAAUAGCAAUUGGUUUAUUAGAGCCUAUUGGCUGUGUCCCUAUGUUAACCGUAAAAUCUUCUUAUGAGAAGUGUGAUGAGGCUUUCAACUUGGUUUCACAAAAUCAUAGUCAAAUGUUACUCCAAAUUGUGCAACAAUUGAACAAGCAAAUGGGAAAAUCAGUUUUCAUGACACUGGAUCUCUACAACUCUUUCCUCUCCAUCAUUGCAACUAUGCAGAAAAGUCGAGUUGAAAACUCAACAGUGAUGAAUCCGUUGCAACCUUGUUGUAAGGGAGAAGAUUUGAAAUAUUUUUGUGGAAGUGUGGAUGAUAAAGGAGCAAGAAAAUAUAGUUUAUGUGAGAAACCAGAGUUUUCACUCUUUUGGGACACAGUUCACCCCUCACAAAAUGGUUGGUAUGCAGUUUACAUGAUGUUGCAAUCUUCUCUCGGUCAACUAAUUGGAGAGAAAAACUUUUGAUCAAUUAUAGAUAUGUAUCAUUAAUUUCAUCAUCCUCAGCUUAAUUAAAAUUACAUUAUACUUGCCCGUCUUCCGAGAAGUCACUUGAUUGAGUAGUUGUUCUACGACCUAAAGAAACUCGAUUCGAGACCCGACAUCGGAAAAAAAUUACAUUAUACUGUAUGAUUUUGCCUAAUGAUUUUUUUUUACAAUAAUGAACACAAACAAAAUUGUCUUUUGGACUA